AUGGGAUGGGUUUGGAGCGACGACAACGACGACGAUUCUCAGCGCAACAUCUCUUCAGGUUCCGACGAACAUAGCUCCACCAGAAAAAUCGUGAAAUCGCAGUGCAGAACGGAAGAGGUUGAACCUGGAAAGUUCGUUAGGAAAUGCGAGAAAACCGAAGAGCUUCUCAGAACUUGCGCUGGAAGGCCUGCUGAAGUGCUUCAAUCAAACAAAGAGUACACUGAAGAAGAUAUCACUAAUGAGGUACUUAGAGGAAGAUCUACCACAUUUGACUCUUCAAACAGCUCACCAGACCAUGGUAUGUUCUUCCCUGGGCUACGAAAUGAUAUUGAAAACAUGGAACGCAACUUUUUCUUUGGUGGUAUCAAUCGCUUAUUUGAAGCAGCUGAAGAAAUGAAAAACGGCCUUUUUGAUGUUAUUGCAAAGGCAGAGUCAUCAUCUUCAUCCCCUACAAGGAGAGGGAUACCCAUUGAAGAGUAUGGCCGACAAGAAACUCGUCCUAGAUCCAUGGAUAUGGAAUCGGGGGAUACUGAUUUCACUGGAUUGGCGAAAGACGUUUAA
Molecule: messenger RNA, 561 nt
Organism: Lathyrus sativus (Indian pea)
Lineage: Eukaryota; Viridiplantae; Streptophyta; Magnoliopsida; Fabales; Fabaceae
Source: the annotation of a GenBank genome assembly